Messenger RNA from Exophiala oligosperma, 6185 nucleotides. RefSeq lists its product as uncharacterized. Gene Ontology annotation, molecular function: ATP binding; histone binding; ATP hydrolysis activity. The record is from RefSeq and is a predicted model, not a curated record. Gene Ontology annotation, biological process: positive regulation of transcription by RNA polymerase II. Gene Ontology annotation, cellular component: nucleus. NCBI's taxonomy places the organism in Eukaryota, Fungi, Ascomycota, Eurotiomycetes, Chaetothyriales, Herpotrichiellaceae. The transcript has a single exon. The coding region runs from base 359 to 5740 and encodes 1793 amino acids.
CAAUCGAAUCACCAUCAUCUAGAAUCAUCAUCAUCUUGUCUUGGUGUAUCUAUAAUCCGGCGCUUUACCUGCUGCUUUCAACGCAGUUCACUACCUCAGUCAAGCAGAGGUAUCUCUUCUGUUACUUAGCCGGACACAACCACCAUUUCAACUGACAACACGCGCGACCUCUGCUCCUCCCGUGCGAGUCACUCCUCCAUCGCAGCUUCGGACUGUACGUAUCGCCUCCGCCGUGCUCCAGACACGAGAAUAUCAUGUCACUAGUCCUUUCUGUGAUGAUUUCGUAACGCGCUGCAUCCAAGCGGUCCCCUGUCUCCGAGUCGAUCACCUCAAUUCCAACUCUUUGUAAUCUUCCAUCAUGCCGAGCUAUCGCAAUAGCAACAAGCGAACCCUCGAAGAGGUCGCCAUGGCGGAAGACCCUGAGGAUUUUGACUACGAUGAUCGCGCCACCAGACCGUCAAGGCCUCGCCCAAGCAAGUCUCGUCGAACAGGUCCACCAGCGCGAAAGAAGCAAAAACGUGGAUACAGAGGCUCGGACAUUGAUACUGAUGGCGAGGAAAUCUCUUCUGACGAAGAUUCCCUCCUAGAAGAAGAGUCUGAGGAAGAAGAGGUCGAGACAAACGAAAGAGGUCGACCGGUCCGCAAAAGUGCCAAGAAGACUGUAACAUAUGAAGAGUCAGACGAAUCUGAGGACGAGCUGAUUAGGUCACCCUCGAGUGCACCUGAAACUCCGCCCAAGAGACACAGCAAACACCUUAUAGUGACCCUCAAGACAACUCCAAUGGCGACUCGGGAAUCUACACGCACCCGAAACUUCGGCGCAAAGCAACCAUCGACUUCUGCCGCUCAACCCCCAGAACUUCAUAGAAGAAGAAGCAGCCGUCUUUCUCAUGACCCGGAAGAGCCUCUAGUCGCUCUGACUGAUUCUGGCCACCACGCUCAGGUCAUUCGAGCCAGUUCGCGGGAUCCGGACAAUUCAGAUGACGCGGUCCCGCCACGGGCGACAAGAGGCGGAAAGAGCUUGAAAUACCCAUCCAAGAGCACAAUCGAUGAAGAAUCACAACAAGCAGUGAAGCAUGAGCAGGCAGAAGAGGACGGGGAAGGCGCCGAGCCUGUAGGUGAAGAAGUACUAGAAAUCGAAGCUUCGCAACAUGAAAUGCUUGAGAGUGAUGCUCAGGGGGCGGAAGAGGAGGUCGAUCAGGCAACCCCCAAAUUGCUGUCAGACCUCUUUGAUCAUGCUGAAGCUGAAAGUGACGGAGAUGAUGAUUUUGCAGCAGAACAGGCCCCUGCCACUCAAGAGGAGGCGCCAGCCGAAGAGGUUGCAGCUGAGGACGAGGACGAGGACGAGGACGAGGACGAGGAUGAUGUUGUUCCUCGGGGACGACUGACUAGAGGUGCCUCCAAGAGACAGGCCGAGUCUCCUCCGUUCGACCCUGCACAGUCAUCGAGGCGCUUGCGUGGACGUGCUUUACGGAGCGGAGCGAAGCAAGCUGCAUCUCGGAGUCGCCGGCGCAAAACACAAGCGGAAAGCAGUGAUUUUGACCCAGAAGAAGAACAAGCAGCCCAAGACGAUCUAUCCAGCAGUAGCGCAUCUGAAGCUUCGCCUCAAAAGCCCGAUGACUAUGAUAGUAGCAACAACGGGCGUAGAUCAACGCGUCUUCGAAGCAAGGCAGUCUCGCGUCAGAGAUCGGAAGCUAGUGAUGCUGAUGAGCUUGCUGCAGAAGUCGAGGAGCUCAAGCGAGACGAAAAGAAGAAACGCCGUGAGCAAGAGAAAAUUGUUUUCGAGCCGCGGCAACGAAGAGGCGGCAAGAAGCCGAAUUAUGACCUGCUUAGGAACUUGGCACCCAUUGAAGACGAGGAAGAGCCUGCGCCAUCUCCAUCGCAACGACCACGGAGGGCAGCAGGCGGCGGAUGGCAGAGAAGUCUCUUCAAUACCUAUGGGCCCUUCGGUGGAGGCGGCGGUGCUGCACCAGUCCUUGGAGGCGGUCCUCCACGGGCUCAAGGCGACGUCGAUUCAGACAGCAGUGACGACGAAGUCAUGAAGCGACCAAGACCUGUGGGUGGCACAGUAGGAAUGACGCCAACCACUGGCGGUGCCUUCAAUUUAUUCCCGCAAACACACAAUGCAGAUCCUGCGCAAGCGGCUGGUGGCACUCCAGCAAAUUUGGGCAAACUCAAAGACAAACAGGCACUUGCAGAUGCGGAUCCUUUGGGGGUUGACCAGAACGUCAACUUUGACGGCGUUGGCGGCCUUCAGGGACACAUUGAUCAACUGAAGGAGAUGGUAGCCCUGCCUCUUCUCUAUCCAGAGAUUUUUGCACGCUUCAAAAUCACCCCUCCUCGUGGUGUUUUGUUUCAUGGUCCACCUGGAACAGGUAAAACAUUGCUCGCCCGAGCUUUAGCUACCAGCGUAAGCUCGCAAGGGCGAAAGGUCACCUUCUACAUGCGUAAAGGUGCAGACGCGUUGAGUAAAUGGGUUGGUGAAGCCGAAAGACAACUGCGGUUGCUAUUCGAAGAAGCUCGGAAAAACCAGCCUAGUAUCAUUUUCUUUGAUGAGAUCGAUGGUCUUGCCCCGGUUCGGUCUAGCAAACAGGAGCAAAUUCAUGCAUCCAUCGUGUCCACUCUACUGGCUUUGAUGGAUGGUAUGGAUGGGAGAGGUCAAGUCAUAGUCAUUGGUGCGACUAAUCGACCUGAUUCAAUCGAUCCUGCUCUCAGACGACCUGGGAGAUUCGACCGAGAGUUCUACUUCCCUCUACCGAAUACUGAUGCGCGAAGAGCCAUCAUUGACAUUCAUACCAGAGGCUGGGAUCCUCCUCUUCCGGACCCAAUCAAGGCUGAGCUAGCUAAGUUGACAAAGGGUUACGGUGGUGCAGACCUACGUGCACUGUGCACCGAAGCUGCUCUCAAUGCGGUUCAGCGCCGUUAUCCACAAAUAUACACCUCGACAGAAAAGCUGCUGAUCGAUCCCAAGACGAUUGAGGUGACGCCCAAGGAUUUUAUGAUUUCACUAAAGAAAAUGACACCUUCUUCGGAGCGAUCAACAUCCUCUGGAGCCUCUCCACUGCCCCCUAAUGUGGAGCCACUGCUACGAAACCAACUCGCAGAGAUAGAGAAGCUUCUGGCUGAUGCGCUACCGCGAAAGAAGCGGCUUACUGCAUUGGAAGAAGCCCAGUACGAAGAAGUUGCUGAUGGCCAUAGCUUUGGUCGAGAAAAGAUGCAACAAGCAUUCGAGACGUCUCGAGUCUUUCGUCCGCGCUUGCUCAUACAGGGCAAAAUUGGAAUGGGUCAACAAUACCUUGCUGCUGCUCUCCUCAAUCAUUUUGAAGGUCUCCAUGUGCAAGCAUUUGAUCUACCCACGCUGCUGAGUGACACAACAAGCUCAGCUGAAUCGACCCUGACGAGACUCUUCUCUGAAGUCAAGAUGCACAAACCAAGUGUGAUAUACAUUCCAGAUGUUCAAGAAUGGUGGGAUCGAGUCGGAGAGACUGUUCAUGCGAUCUUUCUGGGUCUGUUGAGAGCUGUCAAACCGACAGACCCUGUAUUGCUGCUCGGCUACACCGAAGGAAACCCCGAUGACAUUGACGAAAGUAUGAGGCGGGUCCUUUUUGGAUACUCUCCCAAGAACCAAUUCCAAUUGGAAGUUCCUAAUCACGGUGAGCGAUAUGAGUUCUUUCGAGUUCUCAAGGACUACAUCAAGACUGCUCCCAAUGACUUUCCCGACCCGGAAAAUCGUAAGAAGCGUGAGCUGGAAAGAUUACCAGUGGCACCCGUGGAAGAGAAAAAACCGCCACCAAUGUCCAAGGAAGAACUCAAAGCACAAAAGAAGAAAGAUCGACUCACUCUCAACAUGCUCAAACUCCGUCUACAGCCUAUUAUGGAUCAAAUCCGGACCAAAUACAAGAAAUUCCGAACUGGAGUGAUCGACGAGAGCCAGAUUCGCUAUCUCUACGAUGAGGCCGACCCAGCUACUGUCACUUCUGACCUGCAAGCCGAAGUCUUAGCUCAUGCCUCGUACAGACCUUUCGAGAUCGGCAAGGAUGCUCAUGGUGUGUUGGGUCUUGUGGACCAGGGUAAUGACAAUUUUUAUUAUAACCUUGAUUCCGUGACCAUCGAAAAGCGUUUAAGCAAUGGUUACUAUAAACGACCGAAGGAUUUCCUCGCCGAUAUCAAGCGUUUGGCAAAAGAUGCCAAAAUGAUUGGUGAUGAAGAUCGGUUACUCAAGGCAAAUGAGCUUGUGGCCAACGUUGAGGUCGACAUUGCAGCCAUCGAGAUGGGGGAGCCCACUUUGAACGCCGAAUGUGAACGAGUCUACGAGCGUGAGCUGGCCCGAGAGAAAGAGGUGUUGGACAAGGCAAAAGCGAUGAAUGAGCAGAGCCAGGAAAUGCCUCCGCCUCAGACUAUUUCGAACGUUGCUCAUGGCAAUUCUGGACCCUCUGUUGCCACGGAAUCUACCGGCCCGGUGCUUCUGGGCGAGCCGAUGCAACGACGCCGUGAUUUCGCGCAACGUCUGGCCCCUGCCACAAUAGAUGGCGCAGAUUCUGCUUCUGUGCUGACCAACGGCCUACACCCCCAUGAGAAUCUCGCGCAGGACGACAUCACCAAUGGCGCUUCGCAAGCAGAUGCCGAAGGUGAUACGCCAAUGGGCGGCGUUGAUUCUCACCCUACGUCCAACGACAAGACCAAUGACACCCAAAGAACGCAUACGACGAGUUCAUAUGGUAAUCGUGAAUCCGCACAGCCUAGACCCCUUCAUACCUGGACCGCACCUUCGCAACAAUUGCUCAAAGAAUCGGGCAUAUCGGCACCACGAUCUCAAACUGGCCCAUUCACUCCCAUGCCUCAUGGCAGCCAGGCUGCUGAUCUCCAAAACGACGCAAGCACAACCGAAACCCCGACCGAGAAGAAGACAUCGUCCGGUGACCUGGAUCGGCACACCCCGCCCCUGCUAGGACCCAAUCUAUUCGAACACCCAGAGACUCGGUCUGCCGCAGGUAGCCAGAUCCCCUCGACCCAAGGUACGCGCGUCCCGCUCAAAGGCCCUUUUUCGAAUGUGACUUGUGCCCCAUUCUCCCGUGUUCUCAACGUCGCAGCUCCCGCUUCGACGGCGUCGACUUCUCCGCCUCCCUCCAGGUCUGAGUCUCCCCAUGGCUCCAGAUCAUAUGGAGGAUUGUCAACGCGUGCUCUGUUCUCCAAGCUAAUCAAUUUUGGUCCCGCAGGAAAUGUGCCCGCUUCCCAAGAUGUGGCGGAUCCACUCGCCGGCGCCACCCAUAUCCGACCCUCUUCUUCGCCCUCACAAGGUCAAGGCCAAGGUCAAGGCCAGGGCCAGGGCCAGGGCCAAGGGGCAUCAUCUUCACAGCCACCGAUUCCACAAUUCAACGAGCAGCGACGACCGUCACAAUCGAACGGCGCCGUCGGUAUUCACGGCCUCCUGAACCCUUCAGGGUCGUCACCGACAACCAGCACCGCGGCCACCACGACGCGACCGAAUCUCGUCCAGGUCGAGGAGCGGAUAUUGGACAAUUUCAUCGCCGAGAUCACCGACCGAUCGACCAACCUGUCGGUCGAGCAGUUGGAGCAGGUGAAUUCCGUGCUCAUGGAUACGUUGUGGGCGACGCGCGGAGUCUGGGACCGCGGAGAGGUUCUGCGAAGCAUGGGCGAGAGUUUCAACAUGGUCCUGGACGACAUGAGGAAGGCUGGACAGGAAGUACCCGAGUCCGGAAGUUGGGGGAGAAAGGAGUGAUUGAUUUUGAGAGGAUGCGUUUUGGCGUGCUGCUGCUGCUGCUGCUGCCGUCGAUGUGCUUCUUGUUUUUUUUUUUGGUAGAAAAAAACACCCCUUCCCUUGUGCUUUUCGGUCUUUUAUGAGAUGAGGAACGGGCGCGGGUAGAUAUGGCGUUCUUCGGCUUGUUUCUUUUUUACUCACGAAGGAACCACCAACGUUUGCAUACUCGGAGCACAAGGGCCGGCCUCCUUUCGAUGGGACAAUGGAGGGUUCCGAGGGGAUUUGGAGAAUGGGCCGCGCUGCACUUCACCAUGGGACGUUAUAACACAUGUGCUGCUUUCCGGGCGGCGUGCGUGCUUUUGGGCAGGCGGCGGGCAUUUUAUAUGGCUUAUGCGGUAUGGCAAUGUGAAAAUCAAACAACUCCCCAACAAACACAACACAUGAACAUGACAUGACUCAAGUACAG